Molecule: messenger RNA, 513 nt
Organism: Penicillium coprophilum
Lineage: Eukaryota; Fungi; Ascomycota; Eurotiomycetes; Eurotiales; Aspergillaceae
Product: putative dUTP diphosphatase Dut
Exons: 1
Coding region: 1-513 (170 amino acids)
Source: RefSeq, a predicted model, not a curated record
AUGAUCCUCCCUGGGCGCUCUCUCAUCGCCCGCUCCAUCAUCCGCAAUGUCAAAUAUCCCACACUGCAAUCCCAACCGUGUGGUGUAGAUCUCACAUUGAAACGCGUUCUCAAAUGGACCUCGCCUGGAAUCAUCGACUUGAAUAACAAAUUUCGCCAGCCGGCCUCGAUGGAAGAGAUACCCUUCUCUCCAUCCGAGGGAAACACAACCCCAUACUUGGAUCUCACACAGGGCUCUUACCUUGUGGAAUUCAACGAGACCGUAUCCGUGCCUUUGGAUGUGAUGGGCGAAAUAUUUGUUCGCAGUUCAUUGUUUAGGUCUGGGGUGACGAUACAUGCUGGAGUUAUGGACAGCGGGUACGAGGGGGCUGUCGGGGCAUUGAUGCAGGUCGUCAAUCCCACGGGAUUGCGACUGUAUCCUGCUGCACGACUGGCACAGUUUGUGUUCCACAACAUGAGCGAGAAGGUCGAAGGUUACAAUGGAAUUUAUCAAGGGAUGGAAUCUUUGCAAUAG